AUGCAAAAUCAAUUAAAUCCAACAACUAGUACAUUAUUGAAUACCGAUAAUAGUUCACAAAACAAUGUAAACAGUAAUAUUCCAUAUCCGGAACCAGUGAAAACAAAAUUCUCCUUCAAACAACAACCGAACAUUUUUAUAAAAGAUUCUAAAUUACAAUGUUUAUCAAUCUUUCCAAAUCAAGACCAAAAGAUAAAUGAUCAUCUGAAGAGAAAUUCCAAAAAGCAUAGUGAUAGAAUGAGAUGGAUAUGUGAGAAAGCACAUGUUUUGAUUAAAGAAUGUUCAACAAUGAUCUUUUAUGAUAUCGCUGAAAUCAUUUAUAACAUCAUUGAAAUUUUGGCAAUAGGAAUAAUUUUCAUUUGCUACACAAUUUAUUUAUUGUAUCAUUUUACAAAAGAGAUUUUGUACUACCUGUAUAUUAGUUGCAUUCUUCCAAUUCUUAUUAUUUUUGGUAUUAUAGCUGGCGUCUUGACUGGUAUGAUCAAAGGUAUGACUUAA
Messenger RNA from Lodderomyces jiufengensis, 498 nucleotides. RefSeq lists its product as uncharacterized. The transcript has a single exon. Bases 1 to 498 code for a protein of 165 amino acids. Lineage: Eukaryota; Fungi; Ascomycota; Pichiomycetes; Serinales; Debaryomycetaceae. The record is from RefSeq and is a predicted model, not a curated record.